Adineta ricciae is the source of this 2346-nucleotide messenger RNA. The record is from the annotation of a GenBank genome assembly. NCBI's taxonomy places the organism in Eukaryota, Metazoa, Rotifera, Eurotatoria, Adinetida, Adinetidae.
AUGUCCAGUACUUUUAUUGGAAUAGUCUUUCUUUUGAACAUAGGAUAUGUGUAUUCUCAUACACGUAGCGUUCGAGAAACAAAAGAUCUUGAUUCAACAUUGAAAAAGCCGAUUCUCAACGCUUUAAUGGAAAGAAUAGAAGUUGACAGUAGUUGGGAAGAAUCAAUGCUCGUUGCACCUAUGACAAUACAGUUAUUAGCACAGUUACUUAUUGUUUCGAGCACAAAGGAAGUAUCUCUUCGUGCAUUUUCACCAAAUCGUACAUUUACUUAUAUUCAACGUCCGGAUUCGUUUCGAGCCACACUUUUACAAGUGUCACAUGAAAGCUACAAAGCAUUUCUGAGCGGUGAUUCAACGAUGCACGUGAUCCAGCUGAGAAUGCUUCAAAUACCAAAGCAUAUCAGAACUGCACUGAAACUUCUUGCUGGAAAAUAUCCACAACCUACUUUAGCUCGUUUAUUACCCAGGGUCUUGAAAAAUAUUGAAGAUACCGGCAAUGAAUGUGUCGCAGAAACAAACAAGACAAGGAGAGAAUUCGAGCGAGUAAUGGACCUUCUUGCAGAAGUGAUUCAGUCCACAGCAGAAACAGAAAGCAAUCAUAAACAACACGUGGAACAAAAUGAAAGAGAAAUGCAAGUACUGCGCGUGCAGAAGGAAGGCCUGGAGAAACAAGAGAAAAUACGCGCUGAAUAUCAUAAACAAGCGACUGAAGCAGCGAAUAGAGCUGAAUCAGUCUAUUACAAAGCCUUGAAUGAUAUACCGACGGGAUACAAAGCUAUACUACGGGAUUUCGUUGGUGGCAUGCUCAAAACCGUAAAUUUAGCCGCCGAAUCCGCUGCUUUCAUGUUGAGUGGUUUCACAGGAAGAAGAUCAUCGGGUUCUUCGGCUGGUGGCGCUGCAGGAUUCGUAGGAAAUAAUGGAGGCCAAACACCNGCAGCGAAUAGAGCUGAAUCAGUCUAUUACAAAGCCUUGAAUGAUAUACCGACGGGAUACAAAGCUAUACUACGGGAUUUCGUUGGUGGCAUGCUCAAAACCGUAAAUUUAGCCGCCGAAUCCGCUGCUUUCAUGUUGAGUGGUUUCACAGGAAGAAGAUCAUCGGGUUCUUCGGCUGGUGGCGCUGCAGGAUUCGUAGGAAAUAAUGGAGGCCAAACACCACUUUCGUUUGGUCUAAGUGAAACGCUUGCCAUGGCUGACAAAUUUUCCAAUACAUUAACACGGUUCAAAAAUUCCUUCUUCAAAAACAAUUCAAACAUUAAACAAUUAGAAAGUUACGGUACCGCAUUUAAAAUGUUUCGCGAGUUCAUAGCGGAUUUACCAGAUAAUUCGGCGAAGUCGCGGGUACUUGAACUAAUCAGUCGUAGUGAACAAGUUGCAAAACAAGCAGUUGUUAAUGCUAAACUAGCCAAUUCCAAUAAUGAGACUAACACAGAGCUAGAAGAUGAAUUGACUACACUCGUUCAACAAUCUACAACGUUUCAGGCUGCGAAUCAGUUUUCGGAUCCCAGAAUGGCAUCGCAAAGUCUCUCCACUGUUGGAAAUGGUAAUGGUGCAAGCGACUCGUCUCAAAAUGAAAUUUUCAAAGCACAAAUAGCGCAAAGUACCAUGACAGAAUUGCGCCGUCGUCAAGAUGAACAGGCCGCUGAGUACAUGAAAUUGCUCGACCAUCUGCACAAAACACAAGCGAGAAUGGUGUCACUCGAUCUGACAACUAUGCAUUAUAAAGAGAUCAUCGCCAUGUUAAAUGAAGCAUUUAAAUUGCUCAGUCGAAUCGAUGAACAAUGGAAAAAAUUCGUACAUUUCUUUACGAAAAUGUCCAUUUAUAUCACUGAUAUGAUUAAAGGUCCGUUGAGACGAUUUCUCCAAGUGGCAGGUGAAGGUCAAGAACUAGAACACGCCUUACGAAUGGAUUUGAUCGAUGUACUCAAAGAGGAUACUUUUGGUAUUCAUCGUGAAGCAUAUGUUCUCUAUGUUAUGUCAAAAACCUAUUACGAAGUAUCAAGUAAACAUUUGAUGCGUCGCCUCGAAGGACUUUCAGGUAUGCUUAAUGCUCGAAGUACCGAGGAACGCAUUAUGUUAGUGCAACGUCUCCAAAGUCAAACAAAUGAGACUCUGGAUCAAAUAAAUGCUCUCAUCCGCGAGCGCAAGGAAACAUUCAACCAAGAAUUCAAUAAACGAAAUACAGAACUGACGACGCUCAUCAAUCAUUUGGGUGGACCAAACAUUAAUGCCCAACAAACAAUCGAUGAGGCAAGACGCAUAAUCAGUCAAGAAGCCCCUUCAGGUAAGGAUACUACUGUGGCGAAGAAUCCUGUGGAAGAUGACGAUACUGUGUGGGGUGAUAAAUGA